Salvelinus sp. IW2-2015 is the source of this 2314-nucleotide messenger RNA. It is a transcript of the gene lpl2a, whose product is annotated as lipoprotein lipase. Gene Ontology annotation, biological process: fatty acid biosynthetic process; triglyceride catabolic process; very-low-density lipoprotein particle remodeling. NCBI's taxonomy places the organism in Eukaryota, Metazoa, Chordata, Actinopteri, Salmoniformes, Salmonidae. The record is from RefSeq and is a predicted model, not a curated record. Gene Ontology annotation, molecular function: apolipoprotein binding; lipoprotein lipase activity.
UCAACACCAGGCGCCAGAGAACGUACGGGAAAUAUUCUAACCGGUGGAAAAUUGUCACGGUUUUACGUUACAUUUUUUCCCCCCCCUGUGCUGAGAUUGCAGACUUUUACAUAGAUUUCCCCAAAAUACGAAUUAUUAGGCUGCAAAGAAAUGAAAGGGUUGCAAGUGCAUUGUCUUUACUUUCUUGUGUUAAAUGCAGUAUUUUAUGUGGCGUCUUUGGAAGAGGGGGACUCAAUUUCUACACUUGAUAAUUUCAUGGACAACUUCAAGGACUUGAUCCGAAACAACGAUGCCACCCCUCAUGCCUACACCAAAUUCUCCCUCCGGAAGCCUCUGAUGCCGGAAGAUGACAUCUGCUACAUCAUCCCCGGCAACCCGGAAUCUCUCAAAGAAUGCACUUUCAACAGCACAUCCAAAACCUUCCUGGUGAUCCACGGCUGGACAGUGAGCGGCUUGUUUGAGAGCUGGGUGGCCAAGCUGGUUUCGGCGCUGUACAAGAGAGAGCAGGAAGCCAAUGUGAUCGUGGUGGACUGGCUGUACACAGCCCAGAACCACUAUCCAGUAGCUGCCCAGAACACCAAGAUGGUGGGACAGGAGAUUGCUCGCUUCAUUGACUGGCUGGAGGAGGCAACAAACAUCCCUCUUGAAAACCUCCAUCUCAUUGGCUACAGUCUGGGUGCUCAUGUUGCAGGAUUUGCUGGGAGCCACGCCUCCAAUAAAGUGGGCAGAAUAACUGGUCUUGACCCAGCUGGUCCAGACUUCGAGGGGGAGCACGCUCACCGCCGCCUGUCCCCAGAUGAUGCCCACUUUGUGGAUGUUCUACACACGUUCACGCGGGGCUCUCUGGGCUUAAGCAURGGCAUCCAGCAGCCUGUAGGCCAUGUGGACAUCUACCCCAAUGGAGGCAGCUUCCAGCCAGGCUGRAAUCUGCAAAGCCCUCUGGAAACAAUAUCCAAACUUGGCCUCUUUGCUAUCAAUGAUGUUCCCAGGUGUUCCCACGAGCGCUCCAUCCACCUGUUCAUCGACUCCCUGGUCAAUGAGCAGGAGGCCAGCAUGGCGUACCGCUGCGGGAGCGACGAUAUGUUCGARCGCGGAAUGUGCCUCAGCUGCCGCAAGAACCACUGUAACACCGUGGGCUACGAUAUCAGCAAGGUUCGCAAGACACGUAGCGUCAAACUGUACACCAAGACCAGGGCCUCCAUGCCGUUCAGAGUCUAUCACUACCAGGUGAAGAUCCACUUCUCCAGCAAGGUGAACAGGUCUGAGAUGGAGCCUUCACUGACAGUCUCCCUGAUUGGAACCAAAGGAGAGGUUGAAGACCUCAAACUGACACUAAAGGAGAAGAUAACAACCAAUAAGACCCAUUCCUUCCUGCUGGUAGCGGAGAAAGACAUUGGUGACCUCCUGAUGGUGAAGUUUAAGUGGGAGGAGUCUACUAGCUGGUCUGCCUCGUUCAAGCUCAACAUGGUGUCUUCCUGGUGGUCAGGUGACUCUGCAGAGUCUGAAGUGGAGGUCCACAAAAUACGCAUCAGAGUCGGGGAGACGCAAAAAAAGAUGGUGUUCUGCAUUAAAGAUCCUCAUGCUCUGAGCUUACAACAGGAAGUUACGUUUGUAAAAUGCAAGGACGAAUGGAGGAAAACUUCAAAAAGAGUGAACCUGGGGAACCACUGAAUGUACGGAGCAACAGACGAAUGUCCUCCUCCCGCAGCUCUUAGAGUAAUUAUUUAUACAGCUGUAAUUUAUUUUGUCUUUCAAACUAUACAAAGACAUUAUCACAUUGUGUCCAGAACUAGAACUGUGUGUUAUUUAAAAAUGUAUGUGAAGUCUCUUUUUUGUUGUUGUUUGUAAGCACUGCUUUUGUGGGGCAUCAACUACGGUGUGGUGCUAAAGGAUAGUAAAUGCCAUCAUCUUUGCUGAUUUUCUGGCAACCCCAAAGAGAUGGAUCUUAUACAAAGUCUUUGGUGCCUCUGAUUGACAGAGAUCCAUUGACCGGCUGAGUAGAGGCCUCGAGGUACCUGCAGUUCAAACCUCAUGUGUUUCCUUAAUUUAUGCUUAAAGCAUUCACCAUUGUCGUCCUCAAUACUAUGUGAUUGUAGGAUCGGACUCAGUGUGCCUUAAAAUAACUUGUCUUAACCUACUGUAUGUUUUUUUUGUUAAUGGUGUACAUUAUAUUUUUUUAUAGUGAGUUGUUUCUUUUACCUGGUCUUUGAGACAGUAAUAUUCAUGAGGUCUGAAAUGCACAUUAUUCCGAGAACUUUGAAUUUAGUCAAGCACUUGAGCAAUAAUGCAAUGGCUGCUAUUUUUAUACAGUAUA